This is a messenger RNA of Brienomyrus brachyistius, 8866 nucleotides long. RefSeq names its product potassium voltage-gated channel, subfamily H (eag-related), member 2b (gene kcnh2b). Lineage: Eukaryota; Metazoa; Chordata; Actinopteri; Osteoglossiformes; Mormyridae. Gene Ontology annotation, biological process: potassium ion transmembrane transport; membrane repolarization during action potential; regulation of ventricular cardiac muscle cell membrane repolarization. Gene Ontology annotation, molecular function: inward rectifier potassium channel activity. Bases 1619 to 5191 code for a protein of 1190 amino acids. The transcript is spliced from 15 exons. The record is from RefSeq and is a predicted model, not a curated record. Gene Ontology annotation, cellular component: membrane.
GCCACCCGUGGCGCACGGAUUUCCCCGUCUCAUACACAAAAGGGAAGGGGAGGGGGCGCUUAUAAGUGGGCUUGUUACAGCAAAAUAUUCACGGGAUUUGUGCAAAAAUAACACAUGCAUUAACGCUUCUCUUUGUAGCAUAAGUGGAGAGCGAAAGGGAAAAAACAGCAUGGAAAGUAAUCAUAUUAAAAAUAUAGUGAAAUACAGCGAUAGGGGUGGAUAAAACGGCAUCCCCGGCUCGAAGCUAUUGUCCGUCGCUCAGUGACGAUCAGGGAACUCCGCAUCCAUUGCGCUCGCACGCGCAGUGACGUGUUUGGCACGGUCCGAAUCUCUCGCGAAACGAAGGUAAAAGCGGCGUCCUACCCUAUAAACCCGCACAUCCAUGUGACCAAAAAAUAAAAGGAAAGGUGAGUCUAUUAAAAAAAUCGCUGCAAUUAAGACGCCGCCGGUAGCGUUUUUCGUUAGUAGAUCGCGGCCCGAUGAUAUGUCAGUAAAUCUUAAGAGAGCGGAGGGGCGACAGGAGCACUAGCGGUAUCACGCUUUUUUGGCGCUCGGAGACUUGAGCGAGCCUGCACCUGUGCACGCAGAUACACCUGUAAGGUAACUUUUAGGUGGUCUCUCUGGCGUUUACGAAAUUAAUUUAAUUAAUUCUAGCUUAGUGUUAGUGGUUUAAAAGUGAACCGUUUAGUCUUAAAUAUAGAUACAUAGUUACAAAGACUAUCCAUGCAGUAUCUUAUAACCAAGUUAAAUGUCCAAAUGCAUUUCUUGUUACGUUAAUCACUGUUUGAAGUGCGCAUUUCUUUGUAUUUCUGUUCAGAGUACUGGCACCUCUCAUAAUCUGCCGGUACUGAACAGCAAGGGAAACACUGGCACCUGUUUUUUUCCACCUAAAGGCAUUAAUGUUACUAAAAUCGAAAGCAUAGUUAAUCGUUUAGUGUUUUGUUUUGCGCCAUAUUAUAAUUAGAUGUCAAAUGAAGGCACUGCUUAUUUUAACAGUAAGAUAAUGAAGGGUUAAAGAGGUGCCGCUCCUGGGGAGCUGAGAUCAUCUCGGUAGAGAGUGAAGAACGCUCGGGAGAGAAGCCAUCCCAGGGCGGCUGCAAUCGGGCGUAUCUGAGCGGACUCUCGCCUUUCCCUUGGGGCACCGGCGCAAGGAGCCCACAAAUCAACAGGACGAAGCGGGUGUCACUCAGAAAUGGCAAAGUCUCCAUGCUUCCUCGGGCAGCUCGGUCAGCCUGUGUCGGACUUUUCCAUAACACAAGACACGAAGUAACCCGGCGCCCUCGCUUGACAGGGGGAGGGCAUCCUCUUACCAUUCCAUACCCGAGGAGGGGGGGAGUGGAAAAAAGGGACGUAAACAUAUAGUCGCCCUUCAUCCCGGAAGAUCUGGAAGGGGGCUCUCCAUGAAAAAUAAGCGGUGGCUCGUUUGCACGUCUCAUCGAUCCCGUCCCGACCUGACUGCUGUUUCUCAUCGAAAGUUUCCGAGAGUCAAGUCAAGUGGCGGAGCUCGGCACUUGCCCCGCUUGAGGAGGGCGCCGCGAGCGCUGCAUGCGGCACGCGCGUGAAGGACGCCUCGGCUUCCUUAGACCCUCCGCAGCUCCAGCAGUGAACUGGGACCAGGAUGCCGGUGCGCCGUGGACACGUGGCGCCGCAAAACACUUUCCUGGACACCAUCAUCAGGAAAUUCGAAGGCCAGAGCCGCAAGUUCAUCAUCGCCAAUGCGCGUGUGGAAAACUGCGCCAUCAUCUUCUGCAGCGAUGGUUUCUGCGUGCUGUGCGGCUACACGCGUUCGGAGGUCAUGCAGAAACCGUGCACCUGCGACUUCCUGUACGGCCCACACACCAAGCGGCUGGCCAUCGCCCAGAUGGCCCAGGCACUGCUUGGCUCAGAGGAGCGGAAGGUGGAGAUCGCCCUCUACAGGAAAGACGGCGUGUGCUUCCUCUGCACAGUGGAUGUGGUCCCGGUGAAGAACGAGGAUGGCAUGGUCAUCAUGUUCAUCCUGAAUUUUGAGGUCAUGAGCGAGGACAAACGCAGCGAGUCCAGCCGAGAGCUCAACCACAAGCUGUCCAUCCCUUGGCUCUCCACAGGCCGGUCUCGUGGCUUCAGGGUACGGCUCCCGCUCCUGCGCUCCCUGGCCAACAGCAGGCAGUCUCUCCAGGACGACCCCGAGGCGGCCCGUGUGCCAAGGGCCUCCCACCCCGGUCGUGACUCCCUGGUGCUGGACGAGCUCAUCUCCCUGCCCGAGCCGGAGGGCCGGAGAGCACUACUGGAGAGCCGGCCUCUGACACCACCGCCACCGGCUGCCGACUUCCCCAUGCGGCCACACCGCCUCGACCCAGAUGCUUCCGUGUCCAAUUGUAGCCUGACUCACAGCCGCUCGCGGGAGAGCUUCCACAGCAUGCGGCGUGCCUCUUCUGUUGACGACAUUGAGGCCAUGAGGCCUGAGUGGGAGCGCAAGGUCCGCUGUGGUAGCACAGGCGCAGUGAACAACAAAUCGAAUAUCCUCAACUCUACCUCGGACUCGGACCUCAUGCGCUACCGGACCAUCAGCAAGAUCCCACAGAUCACUCUCAACUUUGUGGAGUGCAAGCCAGACCCCCUUAUUGCCCUACCUCCUGGUGACAAGGAUAUCAUCGCUCCCUGCAAGCUGAUCGACCGCACGCAUCACGUCACAGAGAAGGUUACCCAGGUGCUAUCGCUGGGUGCCGAUGUCCUCCCUGAGUACAAACUCCAGGCUCCCCGCAUCCACAAGUGGACCGUCCUGCACUACAGUCCCUUCAAGGCGGUGUGGGACUGGCUAAUCCUGCUGCUGGUGAUCUACACGGCCAUCCUGACGCCCUACUCUGCUGCUUUCCUGCUGAGUGACCAGGCAAACGUGGCCAUGGAGAGCUGCAUCUACACGUGCACUCCGCUUAGCAUGGUGGACCUCAUCGUAGACAUCAUGUUCAUCAUCGACAUCCUCAUCAACUUCCGCACCACCUACGUCAACAUUAAUGACGAGGUGGUGAGCCACCCCGUCCGCAUCGCAGUGCACUACUUCAAGGGCUGGUUCCUCAUCGACAUGGUGGCAGCCAUUCCCUUUGACCUUCUCAUAUACCGCAAUGGGGAGGAGACGACCACUCUGAUUGGCCUGCUGAAGACGGCCCGCCUACUGCGACUGGUGCGAGUGGCUCGCAAACUGGACCGGUACUCGGAGUACGGUGCGGCAGUGCUCUUUCUGCUCAUGUGCACCUUUGCCCUUAUCGCCCAUUGGCUGGCCUGCAUCUGGUAUGCCAUUGGCAGCGUGGAGCGCAACGGCUCCAUAGGCUGGUUGCACUCGCUGGCUGACCAGUUGGGGAAGCCCUACAAUGAGACCAUCCAGGGCUCGGGCCCAUCCAUCAAAGACAAGUACGUCACAGCACUCUACUUCACCUUCAGCAGUCUCACCAGCGUGGGCUUUGGCAACGUGUCGCCCAACACCAACUCGGAGAAGAUCUUCUCCAUCUGCGUCAUGCUCAUCGGUUCCCUGAUGUACGCCAGCAUCUUCGGCAACGUGUCGGCCAUCAUCCAGCGACUGUACUCGGGCACGGCACGCUACCACACGCAGAUGCUGCGGGUUCGGGAGUUCAUCCGCUUCCACCAGAUCCCCAACCCCCUGCGCCAGCGCCUGGAGGAGUACUUUCAGCACGCCUGGUCCUACACCAACGGCAUCGACAUGAACGCGGUACUGAAGGGCUUCCCCGAGUGCCUGCAGGCCGACAUCUGCCUGCACCUGAACCGCACACUGCUGCAGAACUGCAAGGCCUUUAAGGGCUCCUCCAAGGGCUGCCUGCGCGCCCUGGCCAUGCGCUUCAAGACCACGCACGCCCCGCCCGGUGACACAUUGGUGCAUGCUGGCGAUGUGCUCACUGCCCUCUACUUCAUCUCCCGCGGCUCCAUCGAGAUCCUACGCGAGGACGUGGUGGUGGCCAUCUUGGGCAAGAAUGACAUCUUCGGUGAACCCAUCAACCUCUACGCACGACCUGGGAAGUCAAAGGCGGACGUGAGGGCACUGACCUACUGUGACCUGCACAAGAUCCACCGUGAGGACGUUCUGGAGGUGCUGGACAUGUACCCCGAGUUCUCUGAUCACUUCUGGAGCAAUCUGGAGAUCACCUUUGACCUACGUGAUACUAAUAUGAUUCCCGGCUCUCCGAGCAGCGACGAGUCGGACUGCAUCGGCUUCAACCGGCUGCGCAGACGGAAGCUGUCCUUUCGGCGCAGGACCGAAAAAGAUGACGAGAAAGUUGGUGAGAUCAAGACGUCUCAGAGACCAGUCCGCCGGGCAAGAAAGCAGGCCGUCAGCAACCAGACAGAGUGCUGUACGGUAGAGUGGGAGGGGCCACGGAGUUCCGUGUCUUCUCACUCCAGUGUGGAAGAGGGGAAGGAGUCAUUUCUCACCUGCCCCGCCCCUCCCUCCGCCCUCCUGGAGUUGCCAAGGGAACUGGGAACACACGUCAAUGUGAGCGACGCUCUGGAGGUGGACGGGGAGCCUAAGACUGGCAGCACCUGCAAUGCGCUCUCCGGUGCAUUUUCCGGAGUGUCUAACAUCUUCAGCUUCUGGGGUGACAGCCGCGGCCGGCAGUACCAGGAACUGCCCCGGUCUGGUCCGGCCUCCUCUCCCACAUUGGCCACACCAACCUACGGCAUGGCCCGCUGGCAGCGGAGCCAGGUGGAGAACCGGCUAGAGCUGCUGCAGAAACAGCUGCACAGGCUUGAGAUACGCAUGUCCACCGACAUCAGCACCAUCAUGCAGUUGCUGCAAAGGCAGAUGGUCCUGGUGCCCCCUGCCUACAGUACGGUGACGUCCCCCCCGCAGCCGUCGCCCUGCUCUGGUCCCGGGGAAAGGCUGGUGCAGCCGGUCCCCCCACUGGAGCCCGACACCCUGCAGUCGCUCUCACAGAUCCUGAUCUCUCAGAGGUCUGAGGAAUCAUCUUCCAGGUUGUGCGAGUCCCAGAAAAGUACGGUAGAGCCUCAACCCCUGGGUUCCCCACCGGCCGCCCUCAACCAGGAGGCAGGGCUCUCUGGCCUGGCCGGUCCCCAGUACUGGAUGGACGGGAUAACAGGGACCCCCGUGGUGGACCCUGAGGCACAGCGGAGGCUGUCGCUGCCGGGGCAGCAGGUGGCUCUGGAUUCACGGACGCCGCAGAGGCACAUCUCUGACCCAGGGAGCUAGGCCCUCCUUGGAGCAUCUCAUCCAGGUCUUCCCUGUAGUCCCUCCACGUCAAGGAGGAGACCACCAGUGCUCACCACUUCCUACUUGCAUUUCCAUCAGCUGUGGGAGUUUCCUAGGGUGCUUCCCACCUACCUGCACCACACUAUCCUGCCAACCCCUCUUCUUGGCUGAUCUGAGGAACCACUGGAGAUUAGAGUUUAGGCCCAUCUCCAUCUCCGGCUCUUCGUCCUCCAUAGCAGGUCGAGACACUGCAAAGAGUGCAGUGAAGCGAAAGGCUACACUGGAUGAACUUUCCCUUUACUGCUGAAACUGGCGUCGGAACAACGAGACAGACAUGCACAGCGUAGGCGCUCAGCCCACCUCUCGUCCACGUUGCUUCCUGACAUUGUUAGUGAACUUCUGCGUUAGCUGGCCUAACAGAUGUGUGGCUGCUGCCCCCCCUGGAGUCAUUUCCCAAAGUGCAUCCACAAGAUGGAAUGUGGGUUUUAACUGUUGCUGUGGGGGAGUGGGGUGUUCAAAGCCAUUAAUUACUGGUGAACAUAUCACAUUCUUAAAAUAAACCUUGUACAGAUUUUGAAUGACAGAAUCCUCGAACAAUAUGCAAAUUCAACAAGAGAAUUGUUAAAUUAUUACAGGAGUGCAUCGAUUUUCAGUCCAAAGGUAUGCUGUAGUUUGCUAUGGCCUGUGGAUCACAAUUCAUUUGCGUGGUGAUACGUUGGAUCCCACUACAGCAAUAUAAUGUAUAGAGAAAGAGUUCUUGCUCAUGAAGUCCAUAGUUUUCUGUUAAUCACCUUCCAUGUCUUCUUGAUCCAUUCUCUUGGGCAGGUGGUCCUUCUCCUUCAGAGGUGGCAUAGCAGAACUCCUCUGGUGUUCAUCUUGGUGAGUGGAUGGCAGGUUGUACUUUGAAAGAUGGUUGAUUGUAAUGUACUGCGUUGCACAAUGAAAUGAAGGUAUUUAUUGUCUGUUUUUUAUUUCUUGGGUCUUGUAUCUCCUUCAGUAACCAACACGUAUUCUUCUGUCGCAAAGAAAAAUAUAAGGAUUUCUCUUCUGAUGGAUGAAUAUGUGGAUCCUUUCCCAAAUCCAUUUCUGUGUAGUGAAAACAUGACAAAACAGCUUUUAAAUGGACUUAACCCUCACCAGAGAUUCCAUUUGGUCAAGUUACACACCUCAGUUUGUAAUGAACUGUAACAAGGUAAAAGUUGAGCUGUCAAUCUGCUGUAUGACCACAUAUUUGCCAAACCCCAAAAUCCAUUGGAAUUAUGAAUAUUUUUUUCUGUGUAUUAGUAUGUAUUUUUACAAAGUUGACUGAACAUGAGUCUGAAAAUCCACAGCUUGUCCAUUAUAAAAAUAAGCAUUGAUUGGUCCAAAGCUGGACUGUCGAAUUCCAGUCCUGACAGGCAGAAGGUUUUUGUUCCAGAAGAGAUUUUAUUAAUUAACAAUGCAUCGUCCCUCCCCAUCUAUCCCAGGCAGCAUAGGGCAAAUGUCAGGGGCACAGCCUCGAUGGAUAAUCACACUCUUUGGGUGAUGUGAAGGUGACACAGAAGGAACAGGGCUGCCCCCUGAGUGAGUCAGCUUAUUCAUUUUACAGCAACUGACUUCCUAAUUAAAAAAAAAAAACUAAACAUGGUUCAAAAAUCAGCCUCUCGGUUUAUAAACUAAACACAUUGCUUGUAGACCCACUGCAGUUUUAAUUUGUCUGUGAUUUCAUUUGACCACAAUAAAGGUGGUUUACACAAUCGGUACUGAUCAGUAAAAGUCUAUUGGAACUUAUAACAGAGUACCCUGCAAUUCCCUCCUGGACUUAAGUUUCACUGCCCCUUGCAACAAUUCCAAAUACCUUGCCAGUUCCAAGGUAGAGCUUAACUAUUUAUUUUCAUUUGAGCAUAUUUUGUGUUUUUAGAAACUUUAACCAUACCUUUACAGGCAUUAUUAGCACAACCUGUUAAUCCCAUAAAGCUGAUUCAGUUAUACUUGGCAGGUAUGGAUUUUAGUGUUGAAAGAGGAUGGGGUGGGGUAUUAACGACCCCCAGUAAUGUACUGUAGUAUUGCACAAUGGACAUGUGUAAAGUGCAAGCCAAGUGUUUCACCCAUGUCUGAGGGUCAGAUGGAUUUCUGAAGCACUGUAUAACAUGCUUUACCAAUUAACAGAAACCUCAGUCCUCAAACUGUGUUUUAACCUGUGUAUAUGUACUUAAUGUAAAGACACCAAUACUGCUUCAGUCUGUAAGAAAAAAAAACAUUUAAGCACAUGACAGUAACACUUUGGAGUUUUCUAUCCCUAAUGCCAAACUGAGGGAUGAUUUCACUUUCCACUUCAACCUUCAACCUAUCCUGUGAAUCAGAUUGUCUUGUUUCCUCUGAUUCAGGUCCAUUUCCUUUCUGCACUACUCUGAUACUUGCCCUAUUGUUGGGAAACCGCUUUCCAUUGUUGGUCUCUGCUUAAUUUCUGACAUAACCUCUGACCUGUAUUAUAAAGCAUGAUUUCUUGCUUAACUCGAUGAUUUGUUGGAUUUAAGGCAGUCUGGGCUAAAUGUGAGUGAACAAAGAUAAAGUCCAUUUAAACUGGGUUACCUCAAAUACCUCACAAGCUAUCCAGUUCAGCAAGAAAUCCACCUUCAUACAGGCCCCUGUUGUAAAAGUAGCUUUGUUCUGAAGUUUCCUUACAUGAGGGUGUUUUGCUUCCUCAAUUCAUUCAACUUGUUCGCUCAGGCAUUUGAAAACUGUACUGUCUGUCACCUUAACAUACAAAACCUAGGAGCUGUUUCACAAAAAGCAGGGUUUCUUGCUUAGCCAGAUGACUUGUCAGAUGUAAGAUACCCCGGGUUAAAUCGACUUUAUCUAUGUUCACUUACAUUUACCCCAGACCACCUUAAAUCUGACAAGUUGUCCGGCUUCUUAAUACCAGCCCCUAGUCUUCAUCUUAGUACAGGUAUCUGCAACAAAUCACCUGUAACAUAAUUGUUACACUGCCUCCUACAAAGGCAUGCUGCACCCUUUAACGUUUGGAAGAUUGUCAUUUAAAUCUGAUGCCUCUCAGUAGACGAGACUGUUUUCAUAUCGAUGGAUGUAUCUGACAUAAGUCUGGCAUUUGUAGAUACUCUGACAAAUAUUUUUCCCUAAAAUAAGUCUACACUAGAUUUUUUAUUGCCUCUUCCCUGUAUAUGAGAAUCUUGUAAUGGAAUCAGCCUUGGCACUCUUGUAGCCAGUACUAUGCAGAAACUGUCAUAUCCGUGGCAUGCUCCAGAAUGCAAACUGUAGAAACGUUUGUCCAGUUUUUAACAAUCAUAUUCAUGAUUAUAUUAAUAUUAAUAAUAAUGGUGAUGGUGACGAUCAAAAUAAUGAAGAUGAGAUUUAAAAAAAAUCAACGUUGUGCACAUUUUAUUUGCAUGCUGCACUGAAAACAGAGGGACGAGAUCGCUCUGGGCCACUGGUUUCUGGAUUGUCUGAGGCACACGUUAACCUGCUGUGUCAGAAAGCAGCAAAUGCAUACUAACAUGCCAGAAGGAGACCUGAAGAACAACAGUGAGCCCAACACCUCAAGAAGAAUUAAUUCUAUAGCCAUGUUUAUAUCAAGCACCAGUGAAUUGGAGGAAAUAAGUUACGGGGUCUGUGUGAUGGUACCAUAAGCGGAUGAAAUGUCCAACUUUUCCUUCAAUAAACCUCUUUGAAAGCAAA